Lithohypha guttulata is the source of this 885-nucleotide messenger RNA. RefSeq names its product C2H2 finger domain transcription factor con7 (gene CON7). NCBI's taxonomy places the organism in Eukaryota, Fungi, Ascomycota, Eurotiomycetes, Chaetothyriales, Trichomeriaceae. The coding region runs from base 1 to 885 and encodes 294 amino acids. Gene Ontology annotation, biological process: regulation of DNA-templated transcription. The record is from RefSeq and is a predicted model, not a curated record. The transcript is spliced from 4 exons.
AUGGCUCAACAACCAAGUCCGUCACAGUCCCUCCCUGAUGGCGCGUCAAGAGCCCAUCUACAUGCCAAUCAUAAUUCUAACCCAGACGUACCAAUAGAUCCUUCGAUUUCUCAGGCUAGUCCUACCUAUCCUCCAUACUCUCCCUACGGCGCUGGUCCAGGUCAAGACGGCAUGCCACAAUAUGCGCAGCACCAAGCGCCUCCAUACAAUUACGACCGAGCUCCUCAACCUGGCCCAUGGCCUGGAUAUCCACCUCAGCACCCAAUGCCAGGUCAAUACCAUCACCCCGGUGCAGUAGGUCAACCACCGCCAACCUCUGGUCCUCAGCGACCUGGCCAGGUUUACUCGUUCGUCCCUAUCCCAGGCGCUCAGCAGCACAAGCGUCCACGCCGACGGUACGAAGAAAUAGAAAGAAUGUACAAGUGUGGCUGGAAUGGUUGUGAAAAAGCAUAUGGAACACUGAACCAUUUGAAUGCACACGUGACCAUGCAGUCUCACGGCUCAAAGCGGACACCUGAAGAGUUCAAGGAAAUCAGGAAAGAGUGGAAGGCUCGAAAGAAGGAGGAAGAGAAUGCCCGAAAAGCUGAGGACGAGCGCGCCCGUCAGGCUCACGUUCAGGCACAACAACAAGCCCAGCACAGUGUCGAAGGACAAGGUGCAGAACAUCCUCAGGGUCAAGCAUACCAACAGAACGGCGCUCGACCUUCUCUCCCACCUAUUGGCUAUGGAAACGCAGAUGGCCAACCACAAGGUCAAUACGCCCAGCCAAUGGGAUAUCCACCUCAGGGGAAUGGCAACAUGCACUAUCCCCAAUAUCCCAAUUCACCAUACGGCCAGCAGCAAGGCCAAGUUUACCAGCAACAGGCCCAACCAGGCCAUUACUAG